CAGUAUCCAGGCCGGCUGUUGUGGAGGCUGACGCGGAGUCGAGGGUCUGUUUGGCUGCGCGUUUCUAACAAAUCCGGGUACCGCCGGAAGGCGCUAAAUAGGUUCUGGGGUCCGAUACCUGGUCUGCCGGCGCGCGGGGUCCCUGAAGAGGGAGGGGGCGGGCCUCCCUGGACUCUAAUCGGCCUCUGUCUGCGUGCUCGAGUCGGCCUUUGCCCGCGUGUGCGCCGCCGGUCCGGAGCCCCUGUGAGGUCGCGCGUGCGGGGAUUGGAGUCGGGGUCUCGAUGUGCGGUGGCCCGCGGGCUCCGUGACGCCGUCCGGGGACUCCUGCCGCGCAAGUUCGAGGUGCUGCCGCCGGGUGUGGGCAGGGGUCCUGUGGCGGGGGAAGAGAGGGAGCGCGCUGACUUUGCCUUGUGUGCGCUCGGGUUGCCGCCCGGUCGAGGCCUGCGGGUCGAGGCCUGCGGGUCUUGCAGGUUGGAAACUCCGGAAAUCCCGUGGUCAUGAUCCUAAAGAAGUUGCUUUUUCCUAAGUCGCCAAGUGGAAGUUGGUCUUGAUUCCCGCUUCAUACGAAGCUCUGCCGUGUCAUUCAGAGGCAGAAGGAAUAGUUGUAAAAAGAGGAACGUAGACAGAUGAUUUAAAUCCUACCAUUUUCAUUUUUUAAAAGAUUAGGGUGUACAGAACGAUGGAGUAUAUGAAAGAAUCCGCCGACCGCAGCCCUGGACACAUAUAUUUUCAGCCACCAGGAACUUGGAUACAGUGUGCUUUAGAAUCUAGGGAACUUCUUGCUUUGUGUUUGAAAAAAAUCAAAGCCCCUCUGAGUAAGGUACGGCUUGUAGAUGCAGGCUUUGUUUGGACUGAGCCCCAUUCUAAGAGACUUAAAGUUAAACUGACUAUUCAGAAAGAGGUGAUGAAUGGUGCUAUCCUUCAGCAAGUGUUUGUGGUGGAUUAUGUUGUUCAGUCCCAAAUGUGUGGAGAUUGCCAUCGAGUAGAAGCUAAGGACUUCUGGAAGGCUGUGAUUCAAGUCAGGCAAAAGACUUUGCACAAAAAAACUUUCUACUAUCUGGAACAAUUGAUUCUGAAAUAUGGAAUGCAUCAGAAUACACUUCGUAUCAAAGAGAUUCAUGAUGGUUUGGAUUUCUAUUAUUCCUCAAAACAACAUGCACAGAAGAUGGUAGAAUUUCUUCAGUGUACAGUUCCCUGUAGAUACAAAGCAUCACAAAGACUGAUCUCUCAGGAUAUCCAUAGUAACACAUAUAAUUACAAAAGCACUUUUUCUGUGGAAAUUGUUCCAAUAUGCAAGGAUAAUGUUGUUUGUCUCUCUCCAAAACUGGCACAAAGUCUGGGAAAUAUGAACCAGAUUUGUGUGUGUAUUCGAGUAACCAGUGCCAUCCACCUCAUAGAUCCAAACACCCUACAAAUUGCAGAUAUUGAUGGGAGCACUUUCUGGAGUCAACCUUUCAAUAGUUUAUGCCAUCCCAAACAGCUAGAGGAGUUUAUUGUGAUGGAAUGCAGCAUAGUCCGAGAUUUAAAACGCAGUGCAGGUGCUGGAAUGAUAUCAAAAAAGCAUUCCCUUGGGGAAGUCUGGGUACAGAAAACAUCUGAAAUGAAUACCGAUAAACAGUAUUUUUGUCGCACUCAUUUGGGACACCUUCUAAAUCCUGGAGACCUUGUGUUGGGGUUUGAUUUGGCCAACAGUAACUUAAAUGAUGAACAUGUCAACAAAAUGAACUCUGAUAGAAUUCCAGAUGUGGUAUUAAUCAAGAAGAGCUAUGACCGUACCAAACGUCUGCGUCGUAGAAACUGGAAACUGAAAGAGCUUGCAAAAGAUAGAGAAAACGUUGAUACAGAUGAUGAAAGGCAAUACCAAGAUUUUCUUGAAGAUCUUGAAGAAGAUGAGGCAAUUAGAAAAAAUGUCAACAUUUACAGAGAUUCAACCAUCCCUGUGGAAAGUGACACAGAUGAUGAAGGAGCACCUCGAAUUAGUCUGGCUGAGAUGCUUGAAGACCUUCAUAUUUCCCAAGAUGCCACUGGUGAAGAAGGUGCAUCGAUGAUGACAUAAUGAGAUCAUGUUGUAGACUGUUUCUACAGCUGUGGGCUCAGAAAGUUGGACAAAGUAACCUAUACGGUCUAUUGCAUCCAUGCCUCCAGAUUGAGAGGGAGAUAUUUAGUUUUAAACCUGAAAAAACAUGACCAUUUUGAUUGCUCACUUGAAGCACUGAAAAAGAUUGAUGGCUUAGAAGUUUUAGAUAAUAAAAGAUUAUAGAGAAUAUAAUUAUUACUAAUAUUUAAGCCCUUUUUCAUGUGGAAUUUCAUCACUUUAUACAAGGCACUGUAGUAUUUCACAUACUGUAGUACUGGAUUUAAAAGUUUAAAAGUUGUGAUUCCUCGGAUAACUAAAUCUUCAAGCGCAAAGAAGUUUUUACAUUCUUUUUACAUUGAUUAUUUUAAUAAAAGCAUAUGCAAUAUUUAAUAUGAACUUGUUUUGCACUUUGAUCCAUUUUAGAUCAUUUUUAUGUCCUUGGGGUAGAGAAAUUGGGGUUCACCUUAUCACUGGAUGUUCAGGAAGAAAGUUAAUCUUUUUUAUUCAUAAAAUUAACAUCUUUUUUCUUUUUUUUUUCCUGACUGGUAAGGGGAUCGCAACCCUCGGCAUGGUGUUGUCUGUGCCACGAUAGGAUACAAACCCGUGGUCUCGGUGCUACCAGUACCGCACUCUUCCAAGUGAGCCACGGGGCCGGCCCCAUAAAAUUAACAUCUUUAAAAGCUGUUAAACUGAUAGUUAUCUUAAUUUUUAUUGCAGUAGGAAGAAGUAUAUUUAAAAUAUUUGUAUAUUUGUAACAAACAUAGAUUAGUUAUUUAAUGGUUAAAUAACAGUUUGUUCUUUUGUUGUUUUUGCCUGUGCCCACAGUUUAGGGUAGUAGCUGCUUAUGUCUUAAAAAUAUCUCCUUAUUACAUAAAGGAUUUUGUUUUUAAAAUUUUGUUUUAUAAAUUGAGAAGGAAGUAAUUUUUUCUGUUUUAUCAUUAUACAUAUCACCAUCAAAGAGAAUAUUAGAUUCCAGCAUGUACAUGAUAAAAGUAAUAAAAAUGAGGUAUAUGCUUUAUAAAACCAUGAAUUGCAUUUAAAUGAGAAAUGUCUCCCACAUCCUUGAAAGAAAAGCCUUGGCUUGGGUUAUAAAGUAUUCUGCGAAUGAACUGUAAGGAUCCUAUUUCUGUAAGCAAGAUCGUACUUGCUAAAUAUGCCACAACUGAGAGCUAAUUGAUUGAUUCUGUGCUUACCAUCAAAUAAACAGAUUGAGCAAGUGCCGAAUGGAACAUUUUCCUUUCUUUUUUAAGAUUGGACUCCCCAGUUUUGAAGUUAUCAAUAAAGGCCUGAACUUCCGAUGGUGGCCCUUUUUCUGUCUGCAGAUUCAGUUAAAGUUGUGGGUCUAAAAACCAUAACCUGUCCUUGGUGAUAGCCUAGUAGGGAUGGCUUGUUUUAGUUUUUCAGAGGUGAGUAUGGCCACAGCAAGUUCUCAGUUGUGGUCUGUGUUUACUUCUGAUAUGCCAGGAUU
This is a messenger RNA of Cynocephalus volans (Philippine flying lemur), 3545 nucleotides long. It is a transcript of the gene NMD3, whose product is annotated as NMD3 ribosome export adaptor. Gene Ontology annotation, molecular function: ribosomal large subunit binding. Lineage: Eukaryota; Metazoa; Chordata; Mammalia; Dermoptera; Cynocephalidae. The coding region runs from base 680 to 2056 and encodes 458 amino acids. The record is from RefSeq and is a predicted model, not a curated record. Gene Ontology annotation, cellular component: cytoplasm; nucleus. The transcript is spliced from 14 exons. Gene Ontology annotation, biological process: ribosomal large subunit export from nucleus.